Molecule: messenger RNA, 2050 nt
Organism: Trichomycterus rosablanca
Lineage: Eukaryota; Metazoa; Chordata; Actinopteri; Siluriformes; Trichomycteridae
Product: cytochrome P450 2J2-like
Exons: 9
Coding region: 386-1912 (508 amino acids)
Biological process (GO): xenobiotic metabolic process
Cellular component (GO): cytoplasm; intracellular membrane-bounded organelle
Molecular function (GO): heme binding; iron ion binding; oxidoreductase activity, acting on paired donors, with incorporation or reduction of molecular oxygen, reduced flavin or flavoprotein as one donor, and incorporation of one atom of oxygen
Source: RefSeq, a predicted model, not a curated record
CUAUAAGUGCUUUUACUGUCAAGUAAGAAUGUCUAGUAGUUAUUCAGCCUAAAGCUUAAAGCAUUUAAUAAAUGCUACCUUUAAAAUAUCAACACAACAAAAGUCAGGGUCAUUUUUGGGUGGACAAUGACACUUUACCAUUCAGGCUACUAUUGAUGGCAUUUUGAUAAAGUAGGAAUAAUGUUCUGGGGCUGUUUAAUAGUUUGGGCUGGAUUAGUUCUACUGAAGGAAAAUCGUAUGCUACAAAGCUUAGGUUGUCCUGAAAAAAGGUAGAAGCAUUGUUAAUACUAUAGUAAUAAAAGUGUUAAGCACCUAGUCUGUUUCCAGGAACUUGUCAUGAUUUACAUAAUCCCUCCCCUCUAUCCCAGUGCAGCUACAGACAGAGAUGUCUAGCAUUGCACUUACAGACAAGUGUAUGACACAGAAUAUAGCCAUGAUCCUUCACUACACAUUGCAGUUUCUUGAUUUAAAAAGCUGCCUGGUUGGCAUUGUUGUUUUCUUAUUACUUCUUGAUAUAAUAAGAAAUAAAAAUCCACCAAAAUUUCCACCAGGACCCAUGCCAUUACCUUUUGUGGGGAAUAUCAUUACUGCACUUGACUUCAAAACCAUAGAUAAGCUAACUAAGGAGUAUGGAGAUGUUUUCAGCCUACGACUGGGAAGUGAGAAAACAGUGUUUAUCUCUGGUUACAAAAUGGUGAAGGAGGCCCUCGUUACUCAGCUCGACAGCUUCGCUGACCGUCCUGUUAUCCCCCUUUUUCAAAAACUCUUUAAAGGACUUGGUGUUGGCCUGAGUAAUGGGUACCUGUGGAAGAAUCAGAGGAAGUUUGUCAUCACACAUCUGCGCUCUUUUGGUGAAGGAAAAAAGGGAAUCGAGCUGAGCAUCCAGCAAGAGAGCAACUUCCUAUGUGAUGCCUUCAAAGCAGAACAGGGUCCUUUUAAUCCUCAGUUCUACCUGUACAAUGCAAUCUCAAACAUCAUCUGUGCUUUAGUUUUUGGCCAUCGCUUCGAAUACCAUGAUGAGAAGUUUCAGAAUAUCUUGAAUUUGGACUCUGAAGCCAUCAUGUUGGCAGGUUCUGUCCAUGCUCAAUUGUAUAAUAUCUUCCCUCGCCUCUUUGAGUACCUUCCUGGCCCACAUCAGAAGAUGUUUUCUAACUAUGAAAAGAUUAAGGACUUUCUAAAAGAUGAAAUAAGAAAACACAAAGAGGACUUGGAUCCCUCAGAUCCACGAGACUACAUAGACAACUACCUUUUAGAAAUAGAGAAGAAAGACAGUGACCCUGAGGCUGGUUUUAACAUUGAGACAUUAUUGGUUGCCAUGUUGGACCUGUUUGAAGCAGGGACAGAAACCACAGCUACUACACUACGCUGGGGUCUACUCUAUAUGAUAAAGUACCCUGACAUUCAGAAAAAGGUACAGGAAGAGAUUGAUAGAGUGAUCGGACAGUCACGUCAGCCCAGCAUGGCUGACAAGCCCAACAUGCCCUACACCGAAGCAGUCGUCCAUGAGAUUCAACGGUUCGGCAACAUUGUUCCUUUGGGUUUAACAAAAAUGGCCUGUAAAGAUACCACCCUGGGUGGAUACUUCAUACCUAAGGGCACAUCUGUGAAUACAAACCUGUCAUCUGUGCUUAAUGACAAGACCAUGUGGGAAACACCAGAAAAAUUCAAUCCAGGACACUUUUUGAAUGAUAAAGGCCAGUUCGUAAAGAAGGAUGCCUUUCUGCCUUUUUCAGCAGGAAGGAGAGCAUGCCUGGGAGAACAGCUGGCUCGUAUGGAACUCUUCUUGUUCUUUACAUUUCUUCUACAGCGCUUUACAUUUUCCCCUGGUCCUGAAGAGAAAUUAAGUCUGGAGGGACAGUUGGGCUUUACUUAUGCACCUCAACCCUUUCGCAUGGUUGCAGUCUUAAGAUGAGACCUCACAGACCGGAGGAAGUUGUAGUUUUUGUGAGAAACAAUCCACACAGAUUUCAGAUGGUGACUAUUUAGAAAAGUGAUGUAAUUUUUUUUUAUCCAGUCUAAAUAUUUACAAUAAAAUGUAUGGUCAUUGGCA